This is a messenger RNA of Emiliania huxleyi CCMP1516, 1350 nucleotides long. RefSeq lists its product as hypothetical. NCBI's taxonomy places the organism in Eukaryota, Haptophyta, Isochrysidales, Noelaerhabdaceae. Bases 1 to 1350 code for a protein of 449 amino acids. Gene Ontology annotation, cellular component: endoplasmic reticulum membrane. The transcript is spliced from 3 exons. Gene Ontology annotation, molecular function: squalene synthase [NAD(P)H] activity. The record is from RefSeq and is a predicted model, not a curated record. Gene Ontology annotation, biological process: biosynthetic process; farnesyl diphosphate metabolic process.
AUGGCGCGGGUCGACGAGCUCUUCUCCGCCGUCUGGCUCAAGUUUGGCUCGCGCGCCCUCUCCUCCAACCUCGUCGUGCCAAAGGCGGGCGCGGCGGGCGCGGCGGCGGGCGCGGCGAGCGACUUGGUCUUUUGCGACCGGAUCUUGGGGCUCGUCUCGCGGUCGUUCGCGGCGGUGAUCCGGCAGCUGCCCGCGGAGAUGGUGCUCGACGUGCUCCUCUUCUACCUCGUGCUGCGCGCGCUCGACACCAUCGAAGACGACAUGGAGGCGUUCAAGGACGACGAGGCGGCGAAGUGCAGGCACCUCACCGCCUUCGCCGACUCGUACCUCGGCGACGAGGCGUGGUCGCUCGACGGCGUCGGCGAGGGCGCGGAGCGGGAGCUGCUGCAGCGCUUCGGCGCCGUCUCGCGCCUCUUCAACCGGCUGCCCGCCGAGUCGCGCGAGGUGAUCCGCGACAUCACCCGCCGGAUGGGCGCGGGCAUGGCGGAGCAGGUCGGGGUCGAUCUCGGGCAGGGCACCGCCGACCUGGCCAUGUACAACCGGUACUGCCACGCGGUCGCCGGCCUGGUCGGCGAGGGGCUGACGCGCUCCUUUGUCGCGCGCGGCUUCGAGUCGGCGGCGGGCGGCGCAAACUACGGGCUGGCAAACUCGAUGGGCCUCUUCCUGCAAAAGACAAACAUCUUGCGCGACUACCUCGAGGACUACGUCGACGGCCGCGCCUUUUGGCCGCAGUCCGUCUGGCGCGAGUUUGCGCGCACAUCCGACCUCGGCGAGUUUGCGAGGCCGACGGCGCAUGGCGGCGGGCUGUACGCCUCGGCCUUCGACGCCGCCGCCGACCCGCAGGGCGGGGCGGUGAUCGGGAAGGGCACGCGCACGUCCGCGCUCGCGUGCCUCAACUUCCUCGUCGCCGACGCGCUCGAGCUCGUGCCCGACUCGCUCGAGUACCUGCGGCGGCUGCGGACGCCGGAGGUCUUCCGCUUCUCCGCCAUCCCGCAGGUGAUGGCGAUCGCGACGCUCGAGGCGUGCUUCGACAACCCGCAGGUCUUCUCGGGCGUGGUCAAGAUCCGCAAGGGGCAGGCCGCGCAGCUCAUCCUCGCGUGCGGAACCAUGCCCGCCGUCGAGGCUUGGUUCCACGACUUUGCCACGCGCAUCAAGCGCCGCACGCCCGCCGACGACCCGUCGCGACCAAAGAUCCUCGCGGCGGCAGAGGAGGUGAUCCGCCUCACGGCGGCCUCCGCCGCCGAGCAGCGCCAGCGCGCGGCGGUGCGCAAUGCGCUGCCCGCCGCCGCGGUCGCGGUCGCGGUUGCAGCUUUGGCCACUCGCUACCUCGGCGUCUUUGCCGGCGCCUAA